Rhipicephalus sanguineus (brown dog tick) is the source of this 5617-nucleotide messenger RNA. RefSeq lists its product as uncharacterized. The record is from RefSeq and is a predicted model, not a curated record. Gene Ontology annotation, molecular function: cell adhesion molecule binding. NCBI's taxonomy places the organism in Eukaryota, Metazoa, Arthropoda, Arachnida, Ixodida, Ixodidae. Bases 246 to 1493 code for a protein of 415 amino acids. Gene Ontology annotation, biological process: cell-cell adhesion. The transcript has 7 exons. Gene Ontology annotation, cellular component: cell-cell junction.
UUCUGUGGCGAGUCGGGACACCGGCGUUUUUCCCUCGUGUUGAACCGAGGCUCGCGAACGGGGCUGGUCCCGUGGAGUGCGCUGCGAUCGCGCGCCCAGGGCCUCUUCGCACGGCGCGCGUGCUUCGAGGGGGCGCAGACCGGCGGCUCGACCAGAGCCAAGUGGCGGCGCCCGCGGCGGUGGGCGCGAGUGCGGCACGACGUCGCUGCUUCCCGGACAGCGCCGCCGCCGCCGCCGACGCGUGCAUGGAUGGAUGCGUACCCGUGCUGUUGGCGCUGUGGGCCUACGCCACGCUGUCCGAGGAAGCUGUGCCUCUGACGGAAGGCGAAGCCGAAGCCAAGAAGAAGGCGGACAGCGUCGAGGCGUUGACCACCAUCAAGUGCCUGUCGCGAAGGCCUGGCACCGCACUCGAGGAGGAGCAGAUAGGCGACGGUCAAGAGGGUGCCAAGACGCGUGACAAGGCACGAGGAGAAGACGACGCUGCCGAAGGCAGUCAACAGGGCAGCACCAACAACGUCAUCGAGGAAGCAGUUUGGAGGGAGUGCGACCUGCAGCUGAGAGAAAGCUGCAUCCAAUCUGCCAUGGAACCCUGCCCAUCCCUACAGUCCUGUGCGGAAUAUUCAACUCCUAUCCCCGCCCGAGAGACGCCUGAAGAGAUCGUGCCUACCAACAAGGCUCGCGCGGUACCGAGCUACUCCGUGGUGGCCCGCGAAGGCGACGAGCUGCAGCUGUCGUGCGGCUCGGCGGGCGCCGACAGCUGGCUCGCACACGGCGGCACAACUUCGAGCCACGCGUCAACGAAGACGGCGCGAGCACCCCUGGGGAGGACGACGACGCCGACUCCGGUGGCGCCAGACCUGAGGGGCCGGCUGCUGCGCUUCGGCCGCGUGCGAAGGCAGCACUCGCGUCGCUACACGUGCCGCUUCAAGUCGGCGCGCGGGUACCACGUUCUGGUCGACGUCAACCUCGUCGUCCAGUAUGCCCCUUCAGUAGAACCUCUGGAAGUGCGGCGUGACAAGAAAGACUCCCGGUUGGUGUGCGUCGCGGGGGCGGAACCUUCGCCAGAGAUCGCGUGGCUCCGAGACGACCAGCCACUUUCCGAGGACGUCACACCUUCGCUCAGGACCGAAAAUGCGUCGCAAGGCUGCCUGCGGAUAUCCAAGUUGCACCUCGGUGAAGCCUCGGGUGACGCCGAGGUUUUUCACAACUACACUUGCGUGGCAAGUAACUCACUAGGCACGUCCAGCCGCUCACUCCUCCUCCGAAAUGGUGACAGCUCAGCUUCUCAUAACGCCAGUGUUGUCCAGGAUCGAGACCCGUUGGACGGGGUUCCCGUGAAGCGGUUUAAGAUUACCGGCUUUGUGAUUGGCAUGCUGCCGCCUCUGUUCAUCUCCUUCUACAUUAUCCUCAAGCUCGGGUACCGAUCCCGGUAUGCCGAGGAAAGGGCCGAGGAGGCCGGAAUGAUGGAGGAACCGUUCUUCAUCAGCAACUAAGCUCGCCGUCUCGACCAAACCACAACAUGAAACUACCGCCCAAUUGAACGUAGUUCUAGUCGUUCCUGGGGAAAAGAUGUCGUCCCAGGAACUUCUUUUUUGUUCUCAUCAUGCCUAGCCACAUGAGCAUUAAGUACACUUCGUGAUCACGUUUUCAACCUUUCUCACUAAGUUCUCAAAAAGGAUAGGCUGCAACGCGAUACAACUAUAUCUAGACUGUCAAGAUAUUCUUUGAGAAAGAGGAAAUUCAAAGGUGCCCAAACUUUUGCCCAUUGUGCGUAAAGAACUGGUGAACGUACGCUCAAAAUCAUAUUUCCUCGAUUUAAUAAUGGGAGCCAAUGGAAAAUUGCAAGCAUAAAUUCCUAGCCCUAACGCAUCAAUACACAUCCACUGAAUACUUUAUGCUAUGUGCCCCGUGGCACCAAAUACGACAGCAAAGGAUAGCUUUAUUUUAAUAUAUUUGUUUAUUCAUUGUUGGUUGAUUAUUGCGUCGUCCAUAACGAGUUGUGUACUCGCAAGGUGUCCUCAAACUACGUGCGCUAGUCUGUAGGGGUGCGUAUUCGCGCACACCAUUUGCGCAUUGUCGACUACGAAUAUUCUCCUCCUACAAGUACUAAUGCCAGGACAGAAGAAACACCGUCAUUAUCUUUUUUUUUCAUGGGAAUGUUACUUAAGCAAAAAAUACCUACAUCCAGCACAACAACGCUCGUUCUGCGGAACGAGCGUAAGGCGGACUUGUGUAUAUAUCCCAUCACAGACUCUGUAUAUGCAAUACCAUCCUCACUACUUCAAAGCUACGGGGACCACCCACAAGACACUCAGGAACAAUUUUAGGAGGGACCUUUCAGCCUACGUGUACACAUGCCUUACCUAGAACGCAAUAGUUUCGAGCACAUUGUAUAUACGAUAUGUUCCCUCUUUUCAUUGCACGUUUGUCACAUUGUUCUUGCUUCCUUAACCAAAGAUUUGUGGUGCGAACAGAGAACUAAGUAAAAAUGAAGAAGACAGAAUAGGACGCCAGAUAAUGGUUGCCAGACUUAAUGAUAGCCUAAGAGAGCAUGUACUAUCGAUUUAGCAUGUUGUAAGUUCACAAUUGUGCUUCGUGUUUCUGCGCACCACUGUUUGGAGACACGGUUGUGAUAGGAAGGAGCAGGGAAACGUUAGCACGUUAUGUGCUUGAAAGGUAUCACGUAAAGAAGGAGGAUGGUUGCGUGAGCGUGCCUUCGAUGUCUCUCUACAAGAGUGGAUAUUUAUUCUUAGAUAGCGGUGUGGGAUAGUUUCUUUUUGUAGGGCUCUCAGUUAGCUUGGACGUGCUGCGCCCUCUCUGUGUGCGCAUUUUUGAAAAGACGUAUAUUUGGGUUAUGUGCGGAAAAUAAAUUAGUUCGAAGCCUGACGUCCUAAGCUGUCUUCUUCUUCUUCUACUUCUUCUACUUCUUCUUCUUCUUCUUUGUUCUCGGUUAUCUAUGCCACAAAUCUUUCGUUAAGCUAGGCACCAACUCGCCCAACGUAAUACUCUGCUAAAGCUUAUUCUUGCUUCCUGUUCAAGGCAUGUAUAUUGCUUACUGUGACGCGUCCUAGCAGGCAAUGUGUACUUGCCACCUUUCUUUCGCAUCUGAGACCUUUGCUAAUAACUUAUACCUUAGUAGAGGAAAGUGUGCUGACAUUGUCGAGAAUUGCAUAGACGGGUCAACUUGAGCUGGUUCAAACAAAGGUGCUUCGGCUGUACUCUACAAAGGAUGUGAAUACGUCAUACACUUUCGUAGUUUAGCACAUAGCUUAGAAUAGCAAAACCUCGCUCACUCAAUUUUACCGACGCCACACGCUACCUGCGCAUAUAUUGAGCUGCUCUAAAGAGCACACUGACCAUACGAGUCCAUUUCCUGCUUAGUGCCGUAGCUUACGGCGUGAUUGCUUAUAGAUUAAACUUUAAAAGUGCCCUCUUCGAACAGUAUUUUUCUAGGAAGCCAGAACCUCUUCUUUCCAUCCUGCAUAUUAACGGUGUACGUUUUACCGUUAAAGUGUACACGCGGUGCCCGACGCUUUUCAGAUGUGAUCAAAAGCUUUCUUCGCAUUGCAUAAUCACUGGUAGUUUGUAGAACACAAAGCUCGCUUGUACAGGACCUGUACCACCUUCGGCAAAGCUAACAGUUCGUUUCGAAACUUCGUGCUUAGUGGCAUCUUCGUAGGCUCUUUCUAUAAGUCCGUUUUACGCAGUUCUGGUUGAAGUAAACGAUUUCGCAAACACGUUAUGGUGUCGUGCCUGUUUCCUCGAGAUGUAGUGCGAGCGACAUUGCGUGGAAACUCUGCUUCGUUGCGUUUGUUUUUGCCUUUUUGUCCACGCUGCCUUUUGAGACCUCUAGCACAGCACUGACGCAGCAUUUCGCCGAACAGCACCGCAAAGUGAGAUGCGAGCUUGACGCUAAAGAGCCCAUAAGAAGCCGUAUAGUAUAAAGAACUGCAGCUAUGUUUGUGGAGUACCAAUCUCAAAGGGAACAGCUAAUAUUAGACAGGGUUUAGAUUGUAAUGGUAGUUAACGACACGAACAGCAAUACGCCGUAUUGACCUGUUGAUUCCAGUGACUUAUUAAAUUUAGCUUUCACAAUGAUCAUAAUCUCUCGCAGUGUAAGUCACUUACGUUUGUUGCUAUACAAUUAUUGUGAUAUAGCUGCGCAUUCCAUGAGAUCUGAACCUUUGCAGAACGACAGCACGUUCAGGCGGGCCGGAUACGUUGUGCGAUUCUGCGAGCACCGAAAAAAUAAUUGAGCUGCCUCUAAAUGCCACCCAAAGCCGACCUUUGGUUCAAUGGUGACUUUAUAAGUUCGAACGCUGGUUUAGCGCUAAAAUGCUGCGGAAAUAUGCGUUCCGCAUUGCUUCCGCAUGCAGCCCCAUCUAAAUUCUGAUUUUUUCUUGCGCCACAGUAUCAAUGGCGCUCUAAAGCACUAUAGAUAAGGGCAAUUUUGAUCGCGAAAGUAGGGGAGUGCUAUCGAUUUGUAAUUGAGACGCUAGUCAACGAAUGCACAUUUAGAAAAAAAAAACGCCGCGAUUUAACUAACAAUUCAUACCACCAUAACGAAGGGACACUUUCGCCAUGCAAUGUGAUGCUACUGGGAAAAAAAUAAACGCGACAGAGUGUACUUGCAGCUAAUGGAGCGUUCUUGGCAAAGCGCAUGUUUUAGAACUUCGGUUUUCCAACAAAACUGGUAAAUUCAGCGAAGGAUUUUUAAAAAUAUAUUUCAACCUGUGCGGCAUCAGCUCCAAGAUUAAAGAAUGCGAGCCAAAUUUGUCUUCUUGUUUGACUAGACGUUUAAAACCACGUUGUUCGCACGGGACUGCGUUUCCUUGAUCACGGAUUUCUUUUCGUAUGCUUCGUGCACUUAGCUUAUUCUAAUACGACAGAGGCAUUGAGCAGACAAGGAUUCUUUGAGGUUUCAAACAAUCAGGCCCAGAUCCGCAAGUCUAUUCGAACGUAGACGUGGUUAGUAAGAACUCCCACUUGUACGCGGUUAGAGUGGUCGAGAUAUCCAAAUUUAUUAAGAAAUCUUCUUGCUGGAGAUAUUUUUUUGUGAAUAUGGUUGGCCAUUGGGAAACAGCCCUUACAAACAAACAUACAUUGUGAAUUUGUUUCCGGGCCUCUGGAUGUUUCAAGCAUAAUUGUUAUUUAUUCUUCGGAGCAAAUGGUCACACUGAAGCCCUAGUAAGUUAUCCAAGAUGUUUCUGAUUAAGCUGUCGAAAUGAAGUGUUUUUGACAACAGUAACUACAUAAUGUGCAUGUAUAACUCAGCGAGUGAGUGAGCCAGCCAACGCUGGCAACCUGCGAUUGCUUCUGCUGCGAUCACACCUAUCGUAUUCUCUAAGCAGGUCCAUUGCGCACGUGAAAUCUGUGUUGUGUCAUUUUAAUUCUGUUAAUGUGCUUUGCGUUUUAGCGCUCAUUUCCCGCUGCAUUUCCUCAAGUUAAGGGUGCUGUAUCUAUCCGCGGUCUUUUGGCCUACGCGCCCGGCGCACUGUACGUGCCGACGAAUAAACAACGCAUAAACAAACCCUGAGUCACUGUGAAUUUUUUGACGCAAUAAGCGAACGAGGACAAACAGUUCUUGUGGUUGGACUGCUCGUAAAAGCGGAUGCGA